AUGACGCAAUGGCUAUUGGGUCCUAGUUUUAUUGAUCGUGUCUAUGUAUUGACAGGAGGCAAAUGUACUUCUCUUUUACAGAAUGUCGAAACGGAUGCACGACUUGCCAAUGUAGUAGAACAGCAGGUAUGCAGGAAACUCGGUGGACAAUGGACAGGUGGUCAUGAUGUAUCUGGGCACUGUGUUUUGUUGAUUCAUGCCAGUCUGUUUCUAUGGGAAGAGUUGUCUUGGUUAUUUUAUAAUGCACAACCCUUGUUGACCAUGAAGAGACGGGAUAGACUACAAUAUGCUGCUGUAGUGGCUGUAUUGGCCUUGUUGGGUCUUUGGUGGGUGAUGUUGAUGAUGACAGGUGUUUAUUUCCAUGGUCAUUUUGAGAUAGCAUCAGGCACAUUAUUUGGUAUUUUAGGGUGGAUUGUGUUGUAUCUCACUGUGUUCCCCAUGAUACCUACUCUUCAUAGACCCAUGUACACAAUAGAAUAA
This is a messenger RNA of Gilbertella persicaria, 480 nucleotides long. RefSeq names its product Fat storage-inducing transmembrane protein. The coding region runs from base 1 to 480 and encodes 159 amino acids. The record is from RefSeq and is a predicted model, not a curated record. NCBI's taxonomy places the organism in Eukaryota, Fungi, Mucoromycota, Mucoromycetes, Mucorales, Choanephoraceae. Gene Ontology annotation, cellular component: endoplasmic reticulum membrane. The transcript has 2 exons. Gene Ontology annotation, biological process: phospholipid biosynthetic process; lipid droplet organization; lipid storage.